CCAGUCAAUGUUCAACAUUUAACCGAGGAGACACUAUUUACAAGAGAUUUACCUCGGUGCACAAACUACUUCUACUUUAAUUAAAACACAUUUUGGAGAAUUAAAAGACUUUAAAUUAGUCUUAAAACGUAACUUCUUUAAUUAUAGAAGCAGCGGAAGUUAAAGUGAGUUCAGGUCCUGCAGUGGCACAUCAAGAAUGAGCAGCGGUUAUACACCGACAAGCGCUGGACGCCAGGUGACCGGACCGAGGAGAUGCUGCUAAAACACAACGGGAGUCUUCUUCUGCUCACCGUCACCUGCAUGUGCUUCUCAGGAGGUUUGCUUUGGUCCUACCAAGAAGAGGAUGCCACUGACGGUGAGAAAUGCUCGGAAAAUAAUAUUUCUACCACAAAGUACCCCUGCGUGAAGUCAACGGGAGAGGUUACGACGUGUUACAGAAAGAAGUGUUGCAAGGGCUUUAAGUUUGUUCUGGGCCAGUGCAUUCCUGAAGACUAUGACGUAUGCGCCGGCGCCCCCUGUGAGCAGCAGUGUACCGAUCAUUUCGGCAGAGUGGUGUGUACCUGUUACCCCGGCUAUCGCUAUGACCGUGAGCGUCACAGAAGGCGAGAGAAGCCCUAUUGUCUGGACAUCAAUGAAUGCGCUGACAAAAACAUGACUGCAUGCUCUCAGAUCUGCAUUAACUCUGUGGGGAGCUACAGGUGUGAGUGUGAGAAAGGCUACUUCCUGGAAGAAGAUGGGAAAACAUGCACCAAGGGGGAGAGAGCAGUACAUCUCUUUGAGAAGUCUGAUAAUGUCAUGAAUACUGGAACCUGCUCAGCCACGUGUGAUGAUUUCUACCAAAUUAAGAUGUCUGUCCUACAGCUUAAACAGAAGAUGGCUUUGCUGUCAAACAGUGCUGGCAUCCCUGAGCAGAUGACGAGUGAAAAACUCCUAUCACCUAUGUCUUUACCAGGGCCUCCAGGUUCCCCUGGACUCCCAGGAGAUCCAGGACCAGAAGGCCCUCCAGGAAUUUCAGGACAGACGGGGCCCCCUGGACCACCUGGCCCCAGAGGCUUAAUGGGACCCAUUGGACCAACACCCGACCUGUACCACAUCAAACGAGGCCCUCGGGGACCUGUGGGGCCUCCAGGAGCACCAGGAAAAGACGGUCUAAAGGGGGACAGAGGAGCUCCUGGGCCUGUUGGACCACCAGGCCCUCCAGGAUCCUUUGAUUUCCUGCUUCUGCUGAUGGCAGACAUCCGAAAUGACAUCGCAGACCUGCAGAGCAAGGUGUACGGUCGACCUAUGCACUCUCUAGAGGAGGACUUUCCCACAGUCCCUGACAGCGGGAGACAAAACCAGGACCCUUUAGAUAUGGGCUCGGGUGAGGACUCUAAGGAAGCGCCGCCUCGAACAGGCGCAGGGCCGAAGAGGAACAGGAAGAGGAAACCAACACGAGAGAGAACAGAGUGAACAAAAUGGAAUGAAUGAAAAAGUACAAAAAAUACAUUGUCUUUGGUGUGAAUAUUGAAAUGAUCUGCCUUCUUAUUUAACUUCUUAAAAAAAGAACAUAUUUUAUGCUGUUUGAUUACAGAUUGUCUAUUUUUGUAUGAUAUACAAAAUUUCAUCUAUUUUUUAACAAAAAUGAGUAGACUGUGCCAACGCAUGCUUUUUUAUUGCAUAUUUUCAGAAACCUACUGUUCCUUUAUAGCACAUUAAAGAAGUCUCUCAUAAAAACAGGGGUUUUUUUCUCUUUAACUGUAAACAAUCGGCAUGUGU
This is a messenger RNA of Maylandia zebra (zebra mbuna), 1758 nucleotides long. It is a transcript of the gene ccbe1, whose product is annotated as collagen and calcium binding EGF domains 1. The record is from RefSeq and is a predicted model, not a curated record. Gene Ontology annotation, molecular function: calcium ion binding; hyaluronic acid binding. NCBI's taxonomy places the organism in Eukaryota, Metazoa, Chordata, Actinopteri, Cichliformes, Cichlidae.